UUUGGCUAGCUCACUCGACUCGCCGCCGCUCUGCUCUGCUAUGCUCGCCGUCGACAAUCGACUGACUCAGCAGACCUGAGAUCUCUCGCCGCCGCUAGAAGUCGAAGCCACCUCCACCGCCCCCAGAUGGAGCCUCUCGGCAGUCUCUCGUCCUCACAGCCGACCACUGAUGCCGACUCUCAAAGGGAUAGCUCAGUAGUUCUCGAUGAAGAGGAUGGGCUGCUACAAUUUCAAUGGUUCAAUGGACAACACAUUCGUCUCUGGUCCAAACGGUCUUUAUUCGAUCACUGCCGGUCACGAUGGGAUAUUUCGGCGGAAUCAGCACUAUCCUCGGACGCAUGCAGCCCGAGCCCACACCCUCUGUCCCUGUGCAUCAACAACAACGGAGCAUCGCUGCAGCCGCAGCAGACGGUGGUGCGAGCGAGCCGCUCCCCGCCCUACCUGACCGGUCAAGGUCACGGCGGCCAAGGUCACCUGACCGCUCAAGGUCACGGAGGUCAUCUCGGGGUCACGUCGGCUGCCAAGGUCAAGGCACUCGGCCUCACCUGUGUGGUGUGUGGCGAUACCAGCUCCGGCAAGCACUACGGUAUCCUCGCCUGCAACGGUUGCAGCGGAUUCUUCAAGCGCAGCGUGCGACGGAAACUCAUCUAUCGAUGUCAAGCCGGAACAGGAAACUGCGUUGUAGAUAAAGCACAUAGAAACCAAUGUCAAGCUUGCCGGCUCAAGAAGUGCUUGCACAUGGGAAUGAACAAAGACGCGGUGCAGAACGAGCGGCAACCUCGCAAUACGGCCACCAUUCGACCCGAGUCGCUCGUCGACAUGGACCACGAACGAGCACUACGCGAGGCUGCAGUCGCUGUCGGAGUUUUCGGUCCUCCAGUGUCGGUUGCUCUGGGUCUCCCCCCAGUCCGCUAUCAGACGGCCAUUCCACCUCCCCUCUCCACACCCCCUUCGCCACCAGAAAGCAACAACAACAAUAACAACAAAGAAGAACCGGAUGAUGAAGACAGCAUCGAUGUGACAAACGAGGAGCCACCCCCGCCUCCGACGCCUUGCAGCGUAACAGGGGGUGGGGGUGGAGGUCUGCCGCCUCCGGCCACUCUGCCCUCGGAGCACCACGUGUUGUAUCCGCCCGUACACGAGACCAUCUACGAGACCUCGGCCCGCCUACUCUUCAUGGCCGUCAAGUGGGCCAAAAAUCUGCCAUCUUUUGCAUCGCUACCUUUUCGCGACCAGGUGAUCCUGUUAGAAGAGUGCUGGUCGCAACUAUUCCUGUUGAACGCGAUUCAGUGGUGUUUGCCGCUGGACUCGUCGCCCCUGUUCAGCGUGUCCGAGCACCUGGCGUCGACCCCCAACGGCGGCAACUGCAAGGCCAGUCAGCUGGCAGCCGAUGUCAGGGAGCUCAACGACACGCUACUGCGUUACCGCUCCGUUGGCGUCGAUCCGGCCGAGUUCGCUUGCUUGAAAGCCAUCGUGCUCUUCAGACCAGAGACGAGAGGCCUGAAGGACCCACUGCAAGUGGACAACCUGCAAGAGCAAGCACAAGUGAUGCUAGGCCAGCACACAAGGGGACAACACCCGACACAGUGUGCGCGUUUCGGCCGCCUCCUACUCAUGCUGCCCCUACUGCGUCACGUCCCCACCACCCGGAUAGAGCUCAUCUUCUUUCAACGAACCAUAGGCAACACGCCUAUGGAGAAAGUCCUCUGUGACAUGUAUAAAAACUAGAUGUAUAUAGAACGCGCCAAACACAUUUGCAACAAUCUCAACGAUUUUUAUAUUAUUGUUGUUAAACUAUUCAACUAUUUAUCGUGUAAUGAUAUUGAAUCUUUCGAUCAUCUUGAGCUAUAUAGUGAGAUUG
Messenger RNA from Nilaparvata lugens (brown planthopper), 1861 nucleotides. Its product is annotated as photoreceptor-specific nuclear receptor-like. NCBI's taxonomy places the organism in Eukaryota, Metazoa, Arthropoda, Insecta, Hemiptera, Delphacidae. Bases 127 to 1728 code for a protein of 533 amino acids. The transcript has 9 exons. The record is from RefSeq and is a predicted model, not a curated record. Gene Ontology annotation, molecular function: RNA polymerase II cis-regulatory region sequence-specific DNA binding; nuclear receptor activity; zinc ion binding. Gene Ontology annotation, biological process: anatomical structure development; cell differentiation; positive regulation of transcription by RNA polymerase II.